AACUCCCUCCCCUCCCAUCCUGAGAGAUAUUAUGAGCGGCCAUAAAAGAUAUCAUUCUCAACAUGGCUGCUGAUGGACUCUGCUUCCUCUCCGAAAUCUGAAAGCAAAUUUGACCAUUCAUACGAAGAUGAAAGCUUUGCAACAGCAGAAGGAACUAUAGGAGCUGAUACUAGAAGCUCCCCUUUUGUUUGGAGAAGACAAGAAAGUAUAUUUCUAGCAGAAUCUUCGACGUCUUCAGAAGACAUUCAAACAAUUUGCACUGAAAGGUGUGAAACGACUCCAGUCACAACUGAAAAUGAAUCAGCGAAUACAAUAACAGAAGAAGCUGAUUAUUCUGAUGAGUUUGAAUCAUUCGCCGAUUUAAGCGAGGGGGUGUUUACAGUACAAGAUAAAGACGGCAGUGGGACAAAAGAGGACGAAGUACGGGCAAAUUUCUUAAGUAAAAAGUUUGCAAUUCUCACCUCAAGCCAGACAAGAAGUAAGACACAGACUAACACCGGGGAUUUUGUGACGCGUCCGGCUGCAACGCAGGUUAAGACUGAUGCGCAGAGAAGAAAUGACAAAAAAGUUGAUGGCCACAAAUGUCAGGAAAUCAACUUCUGUGCAAGGAAGUUGGAAAUAGUGGAAGGAGAUGUAAAGAAAACUGGAAAAGGACACGCUGAGCAGAGAAUGAUGGCAACAGCAAAAGGAAUACCACAUGGAGGUGAUAAACCCAUUGGGGGUAACAGAAGAAAGAUUGAAGAUUUGAUGAUUGAGAACCUGAUGAACAAAGCAGAAAAGCUUAAAGAAUUGGACUUCCACAAACCCAAAUACUGCACUAACUGCAGGAAAAUGAAGGCUAGUGUUGCAAGUAAGACUUUUUUAAAAAGAAAGGUGGAAAUAGCAAAGCCAGCUGAAUUUGAAGAGAGACUAGAGUUACAUUUGUAUCACAAGGAUUCUGCUACCCUCCUUGCUGAGAUAGUGAAUUCUUGUACAAAGCCUUCUGAUUCCCCAAGUGAAGUUUGGGAAAAAGUACUUUGUAAAGGAAGAAAAACACAAUAACUGGUGUAAUUCUAAUAAUUUGACUCAUAUAAUUUGUGUCAAGCUCCCAGCCAGUGGAGCUGAGUAAUAAAAUAUGCAAGUGAAAAUCUGCAGGGUUAUGUUGAAAAGGACAUUAGACCUGUCUCACUGAUGUGUCAGGUUGCUAAAGUGAUGGAAAACUUCACUUUGGCUAGAUUACUGCCUGUAUUAGUUGACAAACUUGACCUUAAACAAUUUGCUCUAUCCGGCAGAUCGACCACUCAAGCGAUAGUGUACUUACUCCAUCUUGCACUAGGUGUGCUAGAUAAAGGGAACUGUGCGUUGAGUUUUUUUUUUUUUUGCAGAUUUUAAAAAGGGUUUUGAUCUUAUAGAUCAUCAAAUCUUGCUUCGUAAGCUCUCGGGUUUUGGUUUACAUCUCUCCUUGGUGAGGUGGGUAGCCGCCUUUUUACAAGGCAGAUGUCAGCAUGUCCAGCUCGCAAAUGUGUCGUCAGCUAGUAAAUCCCUGAAUGGUGGAAUUCCCCAGGGGACUAAGCUGAGUCCCAUUUUGUUUGCCGUUAUGGUAGACAAUCUGGUACACUCUUGGGGUCCUAGAAUUAAAUACGUAGAUGAUCUAACAAUAUUGGAGGUAAUUCCUUGCAAUUCCCCAUCUGUAAUGAAACCUGUUGUAAAUGACAUUAACAGCUUCGCUCAUAAUAACAACAUGCAGUUGAACCUUAAUAAGUGCAAGCUGAUGCGGGUCAAUUUUUUGCGUUAUAAUAGUUGCUACAGUUGGCCAAUAGCAGGAGGAGGCUCUGCUAUUGAAUUGGUAGAAUCAUUCAAGGUCCUUGGGGUGUAUAUUCUAUGGACCUCAGUUGGUCAACUCAUUGUGACUAUAUAAUAAAGAAAGCAAACUGUCGCCUCUAUGCUCUUAGAAAAUUGAAAGCUUGUGGGGUACAAGAUGGGGAGUUGAUGGCUGUGUACUGCUCCCUGCUAAGACCUGUCCUAGAGUAUACAUCGGUAGUUUUAGCAAACUUACCGCAGUAUCUCUGCUUGGUGAUUGAAAGAGUACAAAAGAGAGCCUUGUAAAUCAUCUUUGGUCCUGACUUGAGCUACGAGGACGCCCUCAUGCGUGCCAGGCUUCUGUCUCUAGAGGCUAGACGUCAUCUGACAUACAAGAAAUUUGUGGCAGACAUUAUGCACACAAGCCCGCUUUAUCCCCUAAUUUCUAACAGGGUCAUUUGGUCGCAAACCUCGUAUUCGCUGAGGUCGGGACAAUCGCGUCAUGUGCUAUGUGGCCGAACUGACUGUUUCUUAGAGUUCGCAUCAGUUAAAUAUGCUUCGUAUAUUAACAGUGUGUAGUUAUGCGCAUUCAUUUUCUGCUACAUUGUUACUAUACUAUAUUUAUAUUUAUAUAAUUACACGUAAAAUACAUACACAUAUAUUUG
Molecule: messenger RNA, 2444 nt
Organism: Stylophora pistillata
Lineage: Eukaryota; Metazoa; Cnidaria; Anthozoa; Scleractinia; Pocilloporidae
Source: RefSeq, a predicted model, not a curated record